AUGCUUCCAGGACGACUAGUAUGUGGCGACCGGGAUCAAACUCCUAACGAGCGAAGGAAAUUGAAGAUUCUCUGCUUCCUCAGCGCGGGAACAGUCGUCCUUAUCACUGCAAUUGUGCGAAUUUCAAUUACCCUGUGGAAACCAGGCCAGCUCAACUGGAAUCGCUGGGGCAUGCGAGAAAUGUUCAUUGACAUUAUCGCUGUCUACAUCCCGGCCUUUCGAGCCAUUCUUCGAAGCUCUUCGCAAAGUCGACAUAGCUCGGUGCCUAGCGAGUCAAGUGUCGCGAUUAUGUGGCCCUCCAGUCCAUAUCAUCGACAUCUAUCACUAGACUUGGAAACGGCAUCCCCAACUGCUCUGACCCCUGUCAUGUCUGACCUGAGAUCCUAG
This is a messenger RNA of Aspergillus bombycis, 387 nucleotides long. RefSeq lists its product as uncharacterized. NCBI's taxonomy places the organism in Eukaryota, Fungi, Ascomycota, Eurotiomycetes, Eurotiales, Aspergillaceae. The transcript is spliced from 3 exons. The record is from RefSeq and is a predicted model, not a curated record. Bases 1 to 387 code for a protein of 128 amino acids.